CACUUUCUUUGGCUUUGGUGCCAUCUGCGAGAACCAAUGGCAGCCAAUCUACCUAUUUCGGCUCUCCCAUUUGUCUCUGAUACAGCGCCUGUCGAUCUGGAGUCUUAAAACCUCUUUGGAACGUGGGGUUGUGCUUCGCGAUGACGGGCCCCACCAUUGAAGAUGCUGCAGCCAUCGUAUUGCUCCUGAAACGACCGUCAAUCUUCACUCGUGCCGACUAUGAUACCUGGAUACUGCGACACAUCCUGCGUCCACUUGCGCCUGCAGAGUUAGACGAUGAUAAUGUGGAAGUUGUGGAGGUUACGACCGAUUCUCACCAUUUGCCAUGGACACGGCAUUCCCUUUCGGAAAACCCGGACAGCCCACUAUCCCCCGACCACUCUCUAUCGCCACCUUUGCGAUCGAUCUCUUACGAUCCCAUUGUCCCAUCUCCCUUGCGUACGCCUGCGCGGCGGUCAUCUCCCCAAGAUCGACGCUUUCGCAUUACGCCAGAAACUCGAAUCUACUCAUUCGCGGCUCGCUAUCGAAUGGUGUUUGUGGUGGACAUUACACCUUCCAUGUCGGUCAUUGACGAUAGCAGUGGGAAAGCCAAGGCGCUGAUAUCUGUAGCUUUUGAAACGCUCUGCAAGUGCCUAGACGGAAUAUGUAGACCGUUUUCGAUGAAGAGCACAAUGCGCGAUGGGACCUAUGAUGUCGAGCCGGUUAUAUAUGUGACGGUACUGGCUGAAUGCGGAACUUCCUAUUUUCGCAGUGAGCAAAGCCCGUUAGCAGCAGACUUCAGUCGGACGUACCCGACUCGCGUACUGCUGCAGGAAGUUGUGGUGACCCGGAACAACAUGGAAGCGGUUGCUGAGAGACUUUACGAUGCGCUCAAUGCUUAUGAACACGAUCUCGUACAGCAGCGACAAAGAGACACUCGAUCACAAGCGGCCGCCUCUGCUGAUUGGGAGACUCAGGACAACAUUGGGCCACUUGAUGAGGCAGGUUUUCUAAUGGCCGACACGGCAGAGUACGCGAGCCUUCCGUCGAGGCCGAUUGGAGCCAAUCUGGAUACUACUCCGUCGGAUAGCGUUUUCAAGGCAGUAAACAGAGGAUUAUUUGCAUUAAACCUCCUGCCAGAGGACUGCAUGUCGGCAUUGGUAGUCAUUACGGACGGUGUUGUUAGCCCAGCGGGAGCUGGGGAGCAAAUUGCGCGAGACUGCUGUAGAAAGCUAUCACGCGAAAAUGCAGUAUUCACUAUCAUCCAAGUCGGGGCAGGAGAUGGAUAUACGCCAGGGACCAAUUUCGGUCAUGUCGCCGAUAACGAAUUUUUACGAUUUCUAGGUAUUGCGGCUGCCGGAACGUUUCUAUACGGAGCGGACUGUAACUAUUUGGAUGGUGAUAGUAGUCCAGCCGAUUCUCCUCCACCUCCGAAUUUCUAUCACCGCCACCUCCUUUUUCGCGAUGGUUCCCUGACGAAAUCGGGCACAGAAUACCGGUAUCGGGUAGUGAAUGGAAGUCGGCGGGAACGGUCAGUUGACUGCCCGCGAGGUCGACUCUUGAACGCCAGUGUUGAUACUACCCAAAACAUAUCACUGGAGGAGCUGUCAUUCCCGUGGGAUCCCACCAGUAAACCUCCCCUCGUUGCCGAGAUAUUAUGCGGCUAUCGUGAUUACACUCUAAAUAUCAAUCUGGAGUAUAUAAUCUCUGCCCGCCUACAUGAGGGCUUUGUUUUAAGUAGCGUGCAUGUGACGCCACGAUCAAAUCGGCCCGACAAAGUCGAAGUCAUCCUUACAAUGCCUUGGUUCACAAACGUUACCGUCAUGUAUACAAUCAAGACCACCUGGACAGCGACAGACCGACCGCUAUUGACGGGUAGAUCGCAGAAACUCCCAAGGAUCGAAUUGAAUAUUCUUGCACAGCAUGCAUUUGCGAUUUUAUUCAUCAAUGCCCAGAAUUUGGAGCAAAAGAACACUUUUAAUCAUGCAAUCGAGGAGAAGCUGGUCAAACUGCAUGCCUUCCUAAGGAGAAUCUAUGAAACAGAUGAUUCUUUCAAGGUGCUGGCAUCUUACAACACCAAAUAUGCCCUCUCAGUGAUUCCGCAGACUGAGCAGCGAAUGUUUCCUUUAACCACCGAUAAUGCCCUUGGUCUUAUGACCUCAUUUGGUGGGAGACCGGCAACUGGCUCACCGGGAAACGGUAGUCACGGAACAAACACUCCGAACAAUUACUGGCAAGUGCUCGCACAGAUAAUGACAAGCAAAUGGGAAUCCUUUUAUGAGUGGACUUGUGAUGUAAUCCUGAGAUCGACAUCUACGGGAGGGGAAAGUCUGAGAAGCACCAAGCGACAGGUUGCCACGAUUUACCUCAAUGAUCACUUGACAUCGGAAUGGUGUACUUUUGCGGUUGGGAAAGGGCGGUUUUUAAAGUUCGUACAAAGAGACGGGGACAGUCCUGCUCACGAAAUCGAUACUGAAGGUGGCAAAACCGUAAAGGAAAUCCCCUCUGGCUUUUGUAUUUUAUCGCUGGCGUCAGAAAAUGAAUGCCUUACCACACUUCAGUUGGCAUUCUUUGGGAUGGAACCGGCGGAAAGGUUGGGCAUGAUAACGGAGUUGAUUCAAGGCGUCCGGAAUAUCAGUCACACCAUGAGGACGUCCGGGGCUACCUUCCAACCCCUCAUCGUCUGCCAAAAACCGGUACGACAGCUUCUGAUAGUGUACCAGCCUGGAGAGGAGGGCGAACUUGAAGAGUCCCGUACUGAGCGAAUACUGGAGGAGCCGAUUAAAGUUGUUCGAACACCUCCCGAUUCUGAACCUCCAUCUCCUGCUUCGCGACUAGCCAGCGCCAUCGAAGCAGUCGAAGCGCGAUACUUGUCCGAUCCGGGUUUAAAGGCCUAUCUUCGCAAUCAGCGGUGGGUGUGGCUUACAGAUGUGGAAGUUGAUAAACUUGAUCUGAAUAUUGGCGACGAUCGGAUGCCUGUACAUCAAUUAGCCUUUCUCCUGAUGUAUCGCAAGAGGGUUGAAGAGGGAUUCGUUACCAUCAGCGAGACACCGGAAUCCUUCACAAUGUAUCGUGAAGUUGAGAUUCGGAAACGGAAGGCAAUUCGAGCCGAAGCCGAUCCGCAGCAGCUGGAACAGGAGCCCAACACAAUCUGUGCUGUGCAGUUUGUUCUCAUGAAAGAUGACAAAAAUAUGAACGUCAUAACUGAGCUGUGGGUAGAACCGAUCGUCGAUGGUCCGGCUGGGUCGGAGGUGGCGAUAAGUGAUACCCUGGGUAAUAUGCCGGUAGCGGCGUUAUUCAAGGAGCAUUAUGACAAGUUAGCGGAUACAAUGCUCGAGGAAGAUCACGACCUGUUUAACAAGCUAUUCACGUUUGAUAAAAUUCAUGCAUUGGGCCGCGCGGGUGGUGGAAGCCCGGAAAAUGACAACAAACCUGUUGGACGCUCUAAACGGUUUGCGUCUGCUCGCGGCUUUACCGCCGUUACGACCAAGUUUGCCCUUGGAUACGUGCUAGAAGACGCAGAGUUUGCUACAAUGGCGUAUCAUUUUCCUGCGGUGUGUGAAGGCGAGUGUGAAGAGCUACCCAAGGGAGCGUUGUCUCCUGCGAUCAGUGGCGUAUUGGCGUCCCCUGCAAAUGGGGCCAUGUCACCGUCCCCAACACCAGGGCCUUUUACAUCUAGCAGCGACAUGAUCGCAGAUAUAAUGUCUUUGCGUGGAGAUCGAUCCGGCACGCCAUCUUCAAAUAAUUUGCUAGAAAUUACCACACCUGCGAAUUUGAGCCGUGCCCCUAGCCAUGCCGGUCUUUUGCGGGCCCGAGGUGGCGACCUUAGCUUAACCGUGAACAUACCAUCGCGUAAACCAGAGGUGCAGGAAAGCACGGCGGUGCCCAAUCCUGGCUAUUGGCUGAGUCUCGAAGCGGUGUUUUUAGCGACAACCAGAAGGAGCAGGAUCAAUCUGGCCCUUUGCAGAUAUCUAGAGCGGAUGAUUGGUUUGAUUGCUGAUGGAGAGAUUCUGCUGGGUGAUGGGCAAGUGGGAACGACCUCAACUAGCGGAGGGGUAGAACACUCCAAGGAUUUGCUGGAACGGGUUAAAGAAACGAUAGAGAAAAUCUCUGAUGACAGCAAGGAAAACUUUCCCGACAUCCUCCUGCGACCCAUUACAGAUUCCAAAUGUUUUGUUAAAAUCCGGGAUCCGCACAGCUUUGUGCUUGUGUUCCUGCCCCAUUAUCCGCUUGAACCAUGGUCGAAAAAUAAAAGACAAGGAUCUGGAGUGCUAAAGAUGCUGAAUACAGAGGUUAACAUGGAGGGGCAAGAAUCGGAGGCUACAGAGGACGAGACGUCUCCCCAGUAUCUAGCGCUGACUGUCGUGGAGUGCGUUAGAGCGGGGUUGCCAAGCAGCGGCAUCCCUAUUACAGAUGAUCCUCCCUUUCAGCCCGUCGCUCCUAAGAAAGGAGGGUUGCAGGAUUAUAGGAUCCGCACAUGGACACCGUCAACUCAGGAUAAGGCACUAGUUGACGGAUGUGUCUUGGCGGAAGGCUCGACCCGCGGCUUUUAUUGUUCAAGCAGUCGUAACUCUUCCCAUGAGUCGUCUAUUGCGGACGCUUCGGCGAGCGAAACCGGAAAUGAUACCCUUUCUGAAUACGCUCAACAGUUCCUAUCACAACUAAAUAAUGCAUUCGCUUCUGCGUUUACGAAAUCGGUGUAUGCCGCACUAUUACAGGGUUAUGAUGUGGAGACUAAAGACUUGCAAAGAGCAGUGGUGGCUUGCGUCGAGACAAGCAUCGAUAUCGAUAUUACAGGCUAUUUGAAUGUGCGGAUCUUGAGCGAAAGAAGAAGAUUGAGCAGCAUCGACAAUAGCGACAACAGGGGAGGAACUGGGAAAGAAGAGGGCAGUGAGAAGGAUGUUCAGGAGCUCUUUCGUGAAGUGCUGGCAGAGUACUUCAGUCCAGUCCCGUCAUCAACUGUUACUCAGGGAAACGUUUACUUUUAUCGUCCGCUGGUGAAAAGUGUUUCUCAACCUGAGGCUCCUCCAUCAAGGUCUAAUACAGGAUCCACCCUCAAUCUGUUCGCUACCAGUACGAGCGCCCCACCGCAUCAACCUGUGCCAGUCAGUAGUCAAUCUUUUGGCCCUGCUACAGGUCGAAGACGCCUGACGCCGGAACAGUCAUCCUCGACCAUGCCUUUGGGUCCUUUGCAGUUUAAUACACUGUUCAAGAACCUUGAGUGUGCGGAAACACCGCUGUUUAUUCGCACCGAGUGUUCUUUCCGAAAGCGGACUGUGUCGGAUGCCGAACAUUCUCAAAUUCCUGUUACAGAUCUUCCCGGAUCGUACCGAUUGGGAAAUGAGAAUUCAAUGACUACAGAGACCACAGAGGUGUUGGAUUUCACUCCAGAGGAUAUUGGAACGUCUGUGAGCCCGAUAGAAAGUGGCGAUGGGACGAGAGCGGUGUUACAUUUGGUGUGCUUAACUAUCCCGCAAAGUUUGCGGGUGGACUCGCCGAUAAAAAGUGGUGGCCUUCGUCAGGGAUCCGACCAGGAUAGUAUCCUGCUCAGCCCAAGCCGGGAAAGUGGAACCGGAAGCGACAUUCACGAAGCGUUAGGAUCGCACGCGGCAUUGAAUGAGCAAUCCCCUCCUUCGUUGACAACAGAUAAAGAGGUAGUCUUACAAGAAACGGCUCGUAAAAUCGAGGCGUUACUGGAAGAUGAAAUUAUGCACGCGCUUCUGGAGUUUCACCCGGUACAGGCCUCGACAGUUCGACUUAUCGAAGGCAUUUUACGAAAGAGACAUGGUAUCAAUGCGGCCGUUGAGGAUGAAGGGUCCAGCCCUGUUUUUGCUGCUACAGAAUCUGGUCCUAGCUUGGCAUUGAACUUUCCUUUAGUUUUUAUCAGCCCAACUGUAGGGGUCCACAUGUUCCAAGAUGAACUUGAACAAAAGAAUCUAGGCGUUGGCGGAAUGCAAAGACUUGGGGACUUGUUCUGUGUGGUUGACGAAUUAUUUGUGGACAGCCAUGAAGCUGAGAGAAAUGAGUUGAGUUUGGAGGAUGAGGAUAGAGCGGCCUCCAACGUGCACGGACUCGGAAUCUCGCUGGACGGAUUGAAGAGCGAGUCAAGCAAACCUCUGGACAAGGUGGACAAGGAAGGAACAAUGUCACCGGUCAGAGAGGAUGACAGAACCCUCAAGGGCCAGGGGUCGUCUAAGCGGCGCAAAUUCUGGCUCAUUGUCACAGUGGCUGGACAGUCCGCGCAGGUGCAUUUCUUCUCGAAGCGUGUAACUGGAUAUGACAGAUUGGCUAUUGUUCGCACGGUACGCCAAGGUGUGACGGACUGCUGUGAGCGGGUUAACCGGCUUUAUCUCUUAAAGCGCCUGAGUGAGACGCAUACUGCCAGUAAGUACCUUAUCGCUCCGACAAAUCAGGAGGAUGAGUCUGCACCCGGACAGUUGCGUAUCCGACCAAGGGACGAUGACGACCUCUCAUCGAGCCCUUCUCCUCCGGAACAUGGACCUGGCAAUCGCUUCCCAGUUGGCCGCUUUGCCUGUCCUCUAGUCUUCCGCCAUAGCUUUCCACUCCAUUGGCGGCUUCGUCCCCACCAAGCGUUGAGCAGCAUCGUUGUUGCCCUAGAAGCAUUCGGAAUAGUCAAUAGGAAGAACAUGCUGGUGUUUGCUGCCAAAGGAUCUGUCUUUUACAUGAAGAUGUCUGUUGAGGAACUGGAUCUGGAGAAGGAGAGGGAUCAAAAGUCCGAGGCUGCGCCAUUGUCGGCAAGCCUGAGCGAAGGGCUUGGAACCACAGUUCGACCGGGACUAUCGGAUUCCCCAAAAGGACAAAACUCGCCUCUAAUGAGACGCUCAACCAUAUCCAGUUUGGCGCCGCCGUCUGUCGUAUCUGGAGCUCCCUCGACCGGAACGUCUCGGUCCCCAGAUUGGGCGCUCGUACUGGAGGUGUUCGGAGUGGAUAGACCUGGCCCACAAAUCACAAAUGAGUUUGUAAAUAUGGUGGAAGUGAAGAUCAAUGCUCUUACCCAACAUGUUCUUGGGACCUUUUUAGCCAGAAAUGUUACGUUAAAGUUGACUCGAGCGGAUUUGGACUUUAUUCUACCCGCGGGCCGUGGCUGUGGCCCCAUUCGGCGUGAAUGGUUCAAAUUGCCUACACUGGUGAGAAGCCCGUACGUGUUUCUGCUGCUCCUUCGACAAAAUUUAUUGUCGUGGUUGCACGUUCUUGGCGGUGCGGAUGUGGUGUCCAGUCUGAGAAAACAUUAUGGUGCCACGUUUGGAUGGGCGGACAGGGCCGUUGACAAUCCUCAAGGGAAACGUACAUAUGAAGUGCAGCUAUCCGACUUUUCAUUUUUGUAUAAUUGUAUUCCCACCCGAAAUCCGACUGCCACAGAGGCGACGGUGGGCCAAGGAAUCGCUUCUAUAUGCUUGGCACUACUGGACCAUGAGGGACGCGUCAUGGUGGAAGCACCUGGCGUCGGUGCCGAAGGAGGAGUGGAGGGGACAGUGACCACUGGUGAGCUACUAGAACAUGUAGAAUGGAUGCCCGCUCAUCACAGCGGCCAGGAGGAUGCAACUGAGUGGAAAGGGUAUAAGCUUAUUGCAGACAUUUGGUGCCAGGGCAGCAUCAACUUGGAUGGGCUUGCUGGGCGGUUGGACACCGCCGUCCGCAACACGCUGAUGGAUUACAUGGUUGAAGCAACAGUUGGAAGAUUGAAUGCCGGCGCGAAGGAUUCUCCUCUACAGUCUGCCCCAGAGUUGUAUGUGGACACUGUGCAAAGCCCCACGGGAUCCCUGGUCUCCCCAUUUUCUGCCACGGAUUCGGAAUCCCAACUGAAGAAUGAUCAGUGUGAGGAGAAAACUCCAGAGGCCGAUACGGUCCCUGUGGAUGACUUUUCAGAGUUUUACGGGACACUUUGCCAGGUUCUUCAACGGGCCGCAGAUGCUGGGACGCCCACAGUUCAACACUUGACAUCACCUGUUAACCUUCCUUCUUGGAUUAUUGAAGAGUUUGCUGCAGAGGUCAAUGAUCUUUUGACGGGCAAUGGUGCUAUGCUGACUCCCGUCAUGCUAAGAAGGGUACUCAAGUCAACCAUUGAAGGCCAAAACGAGUUUGAGGUUCACCGGCCUACCAAACGCACCUAUGGCGCGACUUUUGACAAUGACGGCGUUGAAGGAAAGGACUUGUAUGUAGCGAUCGUUGGCUUGAAGGAUCUCCAUGCGCGAUAUGGGCCGUGGCGCCCACGGUUCCCGUCUGUGGUAGACAGAAAGCAGUCGUUCGACUCGGAUUCAUCAGGGCCGUAUAGCUCGAGCACCGCAGCAAUGAUGACCUUUGGAACGGUUAAUCCUAGCGUGUCAACUGGAGUAAACGCAGCUCGUGGCCCGCAAGAGGACUCGGCAUCGGAAAGUGCAACGACAGUUUCAUUUCCGCCGCAUCACCGACGCCCAUCUAGGGGUUUCCAAGCUGCAACUCUAGCGACAUCUUCCGGACCCAAAUCUCCGAUGGAUGAAGUCGUGUUAUUUUCUGGUAACCUGCAUCCCGCCGUAUUGGAGUUGGGGAGCAGGAGCAGUUUUCUAGUGCUAUCCAUGGAAAACGAGCAACUCGGCGUUUUUACAUAUAACUGGAAUCGUGCGUAUUGCGAUCUAGUAUUCAGCCAGAUUCUGCGGAUAUUGAGCUGGAACAACCUGCGUAUUCAAUUUUUGGAAAAGGAGUUUGCUUCGUUGCAACAAUUGGGAACAACGCGUCAGCUUAAUUUCAGAGUACCCAAGCAAAGGUCAGAUCCAGAGCAGCCCGUGCCUGCAAGCUACGGAGGAGAUUCUGUGGCUAUGGCCAUGGCGACGCAUUUUGCUCAAAGGACUGUGACGACACCUGGAACACCCAUGGUGGAAAAGGGCACGUCGGGCGCUGUGGUCACGACAACCGAUGCGGGAAUUCGGGUUGGAUACGGCAUGGACGUGGAUACUUUGCAAAAACAUGCUGUAGAAUUUCUGGACUGGUUUGUGCGGCACAUACGUAUGAACCGGCGCGAUGGUGGUCUUUCUGCCGGGCACUUGACUCCUUCGGUCCCAUCCGUGUUUACUGGUCAGGGGGAAGGUGACCGGCCUGACAGUGCAGGUGGUAAGGGUACCACGGGUCCAGUCUUUAUUAGUGCGUCUGACAUGGCGGAGAUAUUGCGCUCCGUUCGGUUGUUGCACUUUGUAAAAUACCCUCUGUUGUUUACGGAAAUUCGUGACCAGCUUUUGGGUCAAUCUCUCAAUCUGCCUUCAAGCGGAAUACCAGGAAGUUUGGAUACGCCCGUAGGAAAGGAGCUGUCAUCUGCUACUGCACCAACCCCUCUGCUCUCCAAUGCCAGUCAGGCCACUUCGUCGGGAUGGAUAAACUCAAAUUCAGUUGACGAUGAGACGACGAUGCGGUGGUAUCGCGAAUUGAUCGAUACUUAUUUACGGGAUUACGUUGCAUAUCUACGGCAUUUAGGGCUUGAUACUGUGACUAGUGGAACUGGCGGCACUUUGUUUGCGGCUUCUUCGAGCGUCACGCCGAAAUUCUGGAUUUCAAAUCGUCUCUGUGUUGAUGCAGAUGUAACGUAUCUCGUGCGCUGGUUUAGCACUGGGGUUUUGAUUGCGCAGGUUGGCGUGGACGGGAUUUUUGGUUGCGUUAACCUGUACACUCUGAGCUAUUCAGAGGGCAUUGGUGGGCAUGUGGAUGCUGCAGUCGAGGCGCGAGAGAAGGAUCAAAAGGACGCAUCGGACGAUUUUAUGAGUGCGUGUGCAAAUCUAAAGGCCCUUGUUCAUGUUAAUUCAUAUUCGUACGAUUUCCAUUUGAGAUAUUUUCAAAAUAUCUUGGAACGUCGCGUACGACAGCCAACUCCGGUGGAUCUUCUCUUGGUGAUGAAGGCUUUUAUGCUCUUCAACCCGCGUAAAGCCAAUUUUGCAUGUUCCCGGAUUCAUCAUGGGUCUUGCGCCAUUGAUGAUGGCCAAGUAUCGAGUUCGCUGUUCCAGUAUAUUCUCAAGAACCCAUUGCGCUACGGGUUUUUCCCUAUUGUUUACCAGGGCCAGCCUAUCGCGUGCUCUCUUACAUCCACUACGCCAGAUUUCAGCCGACCUGGAAGUGGCACCUUUGACGAUGCCGUCGAGGGUCCAGAGACUGUAUACACUAUCGUGGUGUAUUCGACUGUUGAAGACAGUGCUACGGAUACUGCCACGCUCCGUGAAGAACAACGUGUCCAUCAACGUAAAGGAAGUGCCGGAGCGUCAUCAACGUCCGCUAAACUCAACUUGCGUUAUUUCCUAUUGGUUGUCAAUAUGAAGAACGUCUUCCCGCAUCGUGAUUUGGAUAAUAGUCGGUCAUCUGUUAUGGGAACGGCGAUGAUGUUUGAUCCACUGCAUGAGUAUUUGGCUGGGGGGUAUUACUUGAAGGAUAUUGUGCGGCACGCGGAGCGAAAAGUGGAGCGGUUGGUUGAGCAGGCUCUGCGAUACUAUGGGCGUGAUAAUUUGUGGCGGCAAUUACUAAAAGCCCAAGAUCCUGUUUCCUUGGCAGCCGCCAACCCGGAAUCUCCUGACAGCGCUCCUAUCGAUGACGGGAUGUGUGAAUGGACAAAACUGUUUUUGGAAAAGAUUGCGCCGAAUUCCCGGUCUCUACUUGAUAUCGAUCCAGAUCUCGCAGAUCUGUUCAACAGCCAGGCAGUUCCCUGGCUCAGGCUGCUCGAUUACCUAAAAUCAUACUAUUCCUACACGGCCCGCGAUCUUGUAGAUGACAGCGCGACUGGGCGGCGUCAUUUGGUGCUCUUUAAUCCGCAUAACGGGGACUAUCUGCUCCAUUUCGUGCUGUCACCUGUGCGAUCCGACGUUAGCCCCGUUUCUCCUACAUCUGAAGCCGAUGUGACUUCCCGUCAUGUAGGCGCAUUGAAUCUUUUGCCACUGGCGGCACCCAUACCUUUAUCCCUAGCGGGUGGAAGCGUUGUUGGCACCGAUGAACCUCAAACACCACUAUCAGGGUCGAGCACUGAAGCAUCGAUGGGCGCGAAUAUGUCAGAGGCUCUGAAUCGCAAUCCACUUGAUUCUCGGGACAUGGUGUGUGAAGUCUCUGCGGUCUCUAGAGAGGGAGUGGCGGAUGAAGUGGAGUAUCAGCAUAUCAAUGACGUUGUUAAUACUAUUUCGUUUUGGCUUUGGAGUGAGGUGACCUGUUUUAUGCGCUGAAGAGGGAUGGAGUAGUGGUGGAUGAGUUUUGGGUUAUGGGCUACGUUUUUUUUUUUUUGGUAUAUUGUAUAUAUUUUGGUAGAAUGGUAUUGUGUUGUAAUUAGCAUUUUUUUCUUGAA
Messenger RNA from Spizellomyces punctatus DAOM BR117, 11281 nucleotides. RefSeq lists its product as uncharacterized. The record is from RefSeq and is a predicted model, not a curated record. Gene Ontology annotation, cellular component: peroxisome. Bases 141 to 11162 code for a protein of 3673 amino acids. The transcript is spliced from 11 exons. Lineage: Eukaryota; Fungi; Chytridiomycota; Chytridiomycetes; Spizellomycetales; Spizellomycetaceae.